This is a messenger RNA of Alosa alosa (allis shad), 800 nucleotides long. RefSeq names its product L-rhamnose-binding lectin CSL3-like. The coding region runs from base 39 to 794 and encodes 251 amino acids. The record is from RefSeq and is a predicted model, not a curated record. The transcript has 8 exons. Gene Ontology annotation, molecular function: carbohydrate binding. Lineage: Eukaryota; Metazoa; Chordata; Actinopteri; Clupeiformes; Clupeidae.
AGGUGCUCAGGCAAUCUUGGUCUCUCCUCUGAAGCACAAUGCUGGCAACAAAGCUCAGUCUGGUGGCCUUGUUGAUGGCUGCAUGCUCGGUGUACACAGAUGCAAAGAGCAGCAUUGCCUGUGAGCACACUCCAGUCAACCUGACCUGUGAAACUGGACAGAUCGUUGUUUACGCGGCUAACUACGGACGAACAGACGCAACCACGUGCCUAGGUGGACCUAUUCAAACCACCAACUGUGCUGCCUCAAACAGUCUCUCCAUCGUGGCAAACAGGUGUGAUGGAAAGACUUCCUGCUCGGUGCAGGCCUCCAACAGCAUCUUCACUGACCCAUGCUUUGGCACCUUCAAGUACCUGAACAUCUCAUAUAGCUGCAUCAAUACCAAGAGCAGCAUUGCCUGUGAGCACACUCCAGUCAGCCUGACCUGCGAAACCGGAAAGAUCAUGGUUCACACUGCUAACUACGGACGAACAGACGCAACCACGUGCCCAGGUGGACCUAUUCAAACCACCAACUGUGCUGCCUCAAACAGUCUCUCCAUCAUGGAAAACAGGUGUGAUGGAAAGACUUCCUGCUCGGUGCAGGCCUCCAACAGCAUCUUCACUGACCCAUGCAUUGGCACCUUCAAGUACCUGAACAUCUCAUAUAGCUGCAUCAAUACCAGUGAGUACAAACACACACACACACACACACACACACACAAGCACACACACAUGCACACACACCUUAAUGUCUCCACAGCUGUGUUUUGUCUGGAUGUUAAAACGCCUAGGGGCAUAAGGCUGCGUAACUAGUUAACU